GCUGCGUCAACCUGCGCAUGCGCAGAGAGAAGAAGUGCAGCGGCUGUAUUUCCUGCUUCUUCCCACACGAAGCAAUGGCACAAGAGAAAGCUUCUGUGAUCCUUAGAGUGAUAGCGGCCGUUUGCAUUACCACGGUGCUCGGCUUUGUUGAAGAUCUAGAUAGCACGUUUAAAGACACCAGAGUGAACGACAUCUGGCUGGUUGAUUUUUAUGCUCCAUGGUGCGGUUACUGUAAAAAACUAGAACCCAUCUGGGAUGAAGUGGGGGCGGAGCUUAGGAGCUCCGGCUCGCCAGUGCGUGUCGGAAAGAUGGAUGCAACUGCCUACUCAGGAAUGGCGUCGGAGUUCGGCGUUCGUGGUUACCCCACCAUAAAACUGCUAAAGGCAGAUCUCGCAUACAAUUACAAAGGACCAAGAACGAAAGAUGAUAUCGUGGAGUUUGCCAACAGGGUGGCAGGACCGGCCGUGCGGGCGCUUCCCAGCACGCAGAUGUUUGAGCACAUGAUGAAACGGCACGACGUCCUCUUCGUGUACGUUGGCGGGGACUCUCCCCUGAAAGAGAAAUACAACGAUGCAGCCUCUGAGCUCAUCGUCUAUACAUACUUCUUCUCGGCUUCAGAGGAUGCCGUGCCAGAGUCCAUCUCCAUGCCGGAGCUUCCUGCGGUUGUGGUCUUUAAGGACGGAGAUUAUUUUACCUACGAUGAGUACGAGGACGGCAGCCUGUCAUCGUGGGUGAACAGGGAGCGCUUCCAAGGAUACCUCCAGAUUGAUGGCUUUACGUUGUAUGAACUCGGAGAAACAGGAAAACUCGUGGCGAUUGCAGUCAUCGAUGAGAAGGACGCCACGGAGGAGAGCGGCAGAUUAAAGACCUUGAUGCAGAGGGUGGCGAAGGAAUACAGAGAACAUUUUAACAGAGUUUUCCAGUUUGGCCACAUGGAUGGCAGCGACUACAUUAACAGCCUCAUUAUGGGUGAGGUAAAAGUGCCCUCCGUAAUCAUCCUCAACACGUCCAACGAGCAGUACUUCCUGUCCAGUGAGCCGAUUGAGACCAUGGAGCAGCUGGUCCAGUUCAUCAGCGAUGUUUUGAACGGUUCUGCACAGGCUUAUGGAGGCGAUGGCUUCAUUCAGAGGAUCAAACGGGUGGCGUUUGAUGCCAGGUCCACCAUUAUGUCUGUGUUUCGCAGCUCUCCACUGCUGGGCUGCUUCCUGUUCGGCCUACCGCUGGGUGUAAUUAGCCUGAUGUGCUACGGCAUCUGCACAGCCGAGUCGGAUGACGGUUCGGAUGACAUAGACGCGCUGAAAAGGGAGGGCCUCACUGAUGAGGAGGAGGAAGAGGAGGAGGAGAGGCAAGACACUGCUGAGCUGGAGGCCCCCGAAGAAGAAGAAGAAGACGAAGAAGAGGAGGAGGAGGAAGAAGGAGAGAAAGACCCCGAAGAGAAGAAAACUGAUUAACACAGGCGUGCCUGCCGGAUAGAAGAUGAUGGGCCUAGUCAAAUGCAGUGACAUGAAACUCAAAGACAUUUCUGUGUUGUACUCCUCUUUGUUUUUCUUCUCACUGCCUGGUAAGCCCCCGGACUGUUCUUCCAUCUUUGAGUUUUGGGGGUUUGCGAGGUCGGCUGCUCGUCUGAAUUAAAAAAGCGUUUCCACGGAAGAGUGUAAACGGCUUUCCACCAGAUAAAAGGAUGGCUACGAACCCCCAGAUACCAACUCCAAUAUAGACGCUGUCUGUGAUGUUACACUCUCAUCUGAUACAUUAACGUUGUGAAACCACUUCCAAGUAGAACCCCCCCUGCUUUAUCUCCCCCUGUCAUAUCGCAACCUAUUCUCUUUAUGUCCCACAAAAGGGGGAAAAACGACUCCAUUCUGCCUUUACUAUUGAAAAUUGCUUUUUUUUUACCCCAAAAACUGUAAAUAUUGUUGCGUAGUGCUACAGGAAGUGCCCAAAAGGAACGCCUGCCAUAAAGUGAAAUGUGCUUUUUUCUUACUGCCUGAAAGCGCCUCCUCUUGUUCUUUAAGGGGGGGGGUUGCAAAGUGCCGAAACGGUCGUAUAUUUUGACUCAUUUUCCUGUCAGCCACUUUCCCAUUGGCAUCGAAAAGAGGAUAAAGUUAGCUGAAACUGAUUUGAAUCACUCUGGAGUACAGAAACGUUCUUUUAAAUCCAAAAUACUACCUGCUAAGAAGCAGUUUGAGCCAUGAUGUGACGGGGGUUUGACGGGGUGGCGUUCUUCAGACAGAAUCGUCCGUGUUUCAGUCGGUCUUCCAUCACCAGUCGCCAUAUUGGAUUCUCCUGGCAGGUAGAAGGAAGGAAUGUGAUGCAAAGAAUAUUAGGACUUGUUGUUCAAACAGGCUCCUACUGAAAGCUCUACUGGCUUAAACCACUGUCCUGCUUUUCCAUGUGACUAAAGCUCACGAAGGAGCAAAAACCUGGAAUGUUGUACUCUCUUACCGCCCCCUCCGGAGGGCACUCUGUUCUAAGCACAGUACGGUUUAACUUAUGGAGUUUGUACUUCAGAUCCAGAAACGCCACAAAGUUGGGCUCCUCAGGAGAAGCACAGGUGUUUUUAGCAGGUCGCUAACCCUCGCCUCGCCUUUUGGUCCUUGUAGCUCCGCCCUCGGCUCCUCGUUAGGUUUUAAUCAGAUCAUUGUUACAGGUUUGAAAACAUGAAAAUAAAGACUGUCUUCGUUA
Molecule: messenger RNA, 2685 nt
Organism: Oryzias latipes (Japanese medaka)
Lineage: Eukaryota; Metazoa; Chordata; Actinopteri; Beloniformes; Adrianichthyidae
Gene: tmx3b
Product: thioredoxin related transmembrane protein 3b
Cellular component (GO): endoplasmic reticulum; cell surface
Source: RefSeq, a predicted model, not a curated record